GCAAUUUGAACACUUGACUAGUAUUAUAUGACUAUCUGUGUAGAUUCUCGGAAACAAUCAGAGUCAUAGAUUUAUAGAUUUAUUCAUCGUAAGCCUAGCCUAACAUAGUAGCCCAGGAUCCCAAUCUCCAUUCUGUUCAAACCCUCUUCAUUCUGGUAUAUAUUAUUCUUUUAAAAAAAAAUCUGUGGGAAUCACUGGUUGAAGCAAUGGAUGCAACCCAAAUUGCAAUAUGGAAUACAACGACAGAAGCUGUAAUGAAUAUGGUAAAAUCUGCAUCCGACUGGAUAACAUUUGCAAUCGAUGCUCCUUCUGCUCGAACCGUAGUUUUUGGAGUGCACAUUGGAGGGCAUCUUUUUGUGGAGGGUCUUCUCUUUGUAGUUAUUCUCUUCCUACUUUCCCAGAAAAGUUAUAAGCCACCCAAACGACCAUUAACAGAUAAGGAAAUUGAUGAGCUGUGUGAUGAAUGGGUUCCCGAAUCCCUCAUUCCACCUAUAACCGAAGAUAUGAAAUGUGAGCCACCUGUUCUGGAAAGUGCUGCAGGGACACAUACAGUGAUCAAUGGUAAAGAGGUCGUGAAUUUUGCUUCUGCAAAUUACCUUGGAAUUAUCGGGCAUGAAAAGUUACUUGAAUCUUGUACUACAUCACUAGAGAAAUAUGGUGUUGGUUCUUGCGGUCCUCGUGGCUUUUAUGGAACAAUCGAUGUUCACCUUGAUUGUGAGGCCAAAAUAGCCAAGUUUUUAGGAACUCCAGAUUCCAUAUUAUACUCAUAUGGACUUUCCACCAUGUUCAGUGCAAUUCCAGCAUUUUGUAAGAAAGGAGACAUCGUGAUUGCUGAUGAAGGUGUCAACUGGGGAAUACAAAAUGGCCUAUUCCUUUCUAGAAGUACUAUAAUAUACUUUAAGCAUAAUAACAUGGAGUCUUUACAAAAUACUCUCGAAAAAGUAACUCGUGAUAAUAAGAGAGCAAAGAAGCUAAGGCGCUACAUUGUGGUCGAAGCUGUAUAUCAGAAUUCUGGUCAAAUUGCUCCACUAGAAGAAAUCAUCAGGCUCAAAGAAAAAUAUUUAUUCCGUGUAUUGUUGGAUGAGAGCAACUCAAUUGGUGUGCUUGGUAGUUCUGGUAGAGGUUUAACUGAACAUUGCAGGGUUCCGAUUGAGAAGAUAGAUAUAGUGAUGGCUGCCAUGGGAAAUGCUUUGGCUACGGAAGGCGGAUUCUGCACAGGGAGUACUAGAGUUAUUGACCACCAACGCCUCAGUAGUUCUGGCUAUGUCUUCUCAGCUUCGUUGCCCCCGUACCUAGCUAGUGCUGCAAUCACUGCUAUUAAUAUUCUGGAAGACAGUCCUCAACUGAUUACGAACCUAAAGAAAAAUAUAAGCAUACUGCACAAAGGACUAUCAGAUAUAAGGGGUCUUGAAAUUGCCAGUGAUAAAGAGUCUCCCAUUGUUUAUCUCAGGCUAAGAAAAUCAACUGGUUCACUUAAGAGUGACCAACAAUUGCUUGAAGAUGUUGUUGAACGCUUAUUGAAGGAAGAGAAUAUCUUUGUAACAACUUCGAAAAGAUCUACACUUGAUAAAUGCAAUUUGCCUACUGGGAUUAAAUAUUUCGUCUCUGCUGGUCACACUGAAUCUGAUCUAACAAAAGCAUAUGAAUCAAUGAAGAGGGUGGCAGCGAAAGUCUUAGAUGGUGGUGACUAACAUUUUCAAAUACACCAUAUGUGAAAUCCAACGCCUCGAGUCUGAGUGGAGCAAGGAUCUCAUGGGAGAUUAUGCUGCAAGCCAGUUUAAAAUCUAUGUGAUUUUGAAUUAUAAUAUAAUUUCAGGUCCUGCGUUCAUGCAAAAAGGGUGGCAUAUACUUUGAACUUGGAUGGCAAGACGAUAGGCCUGAUAGUAAUUUGUUGGCCUAGGAGCUGUGCAUAUUCUUUAUUGAUAUCGAUGUCAUAUUAUUUUAUUGGUAUCAAGUAAUCGUAUUUAUAAUAUUUCUGAAAAUUGGAAAACAGUGUUUGUCAGAUCAGUUGAUCAUUGUUCGUUUAA
This is a messenger RNA of Daucus carota subsp. sativus, 2027 nucleotides long. RefSeq names its product long chain base biosynthesis protein 1. Gene Ontology annotation, molecular function: serine C-palmitoyltransferase activity; pyridoxal phosphate binding. The record is from RefSeq and is a predicted model, not a curated record. Gene Ontology annotation, cellular component: endoplasmic reticulum. Lineage: Eukaryota; Viridiplantae; Streptophyta; Magnoliopsida; Apiales; Apiaceae. The transcript has 13 exons. Gene Ontology annotation, biological process: sphingosine biosynthetic process; ceramide biosynthetic process. Bases 207 to 1691 code for a protein of 494 amino acids.